This is a messenger RNA of Ipomoea nil (Japanese morning glory), 1618 nucleotides long. RefSeq names its product probable WRKY transcription factor 7. NCBI's taxonomy places the organism in Eukaryota, Viridiplantae, Streptophyta, Magnoliopsida, Solanales, Convolvulaceae. The transcript has 4 exons. Bases 194 to 1195 code for a protein of 333 amino acids. The record is from RefSeq and is a predicted model, not a curated record. Gene Ontology annotation, molecular function: sequence-specific DNA binding; DNA-binding transcription factor activity. Gene Ontology annotation, biological process: regulation of DNA-templated transcription.
UCUUUCCUCCUUUAUCUUCUUCUUCAUCUUCCACAACCUUUCCUUUCCUUUCAUCGCUUCUAUCACCUUUUGACGCCAAUAAAGUCUCCCCAUUUCUACUCUAACAUAAACACCCUGUCACCGCUUUAACUCUCUGUAAUCGCUUCUUGAAUUCUGGGAAGGUUUAAUUUGAGGUUUGUAUGGUGGGAAAGGGAUGGCUGUGGAGUUGAUGACGGGUUACGGGAAUGAUGGAUUUGCAGUGAAGAUGGAGGAGAGCGCCGUGGAGGAGGCGGCCACCGCCGGGCUAAAGAGCGUUCAGAAUCUUAUUAGGUUGCUUUCUCAUUCGCCGGAGUGUGUGGGCCCUGAGACGCCUGCGGCGGAGUACCAGACGGCGGCUAACGCCGCCGUUACGAAGUUCAAGAAGUUUAUUUCGUUGCUGGACCGGACCCGGACCGGGCAUGCCCGGUUCCGGAGAGGCCCGGUUGGGAAGAAAGUAGAUCAGGAACCGGAACCAGAACCGCCGGCGCCGGAGGAAGCAUCGGAAAAGCCGAAAAUAUACUGCCCAACUCCAAUCCAACGGUUGCCGCCGCUUCCCCACCCCCACCACCACCUCGUGAAGAACGGAUCGGCGGCGAAUGAACGGAAAGAAUCGUCGACCACCAUCAGUUUCUCCGCCGUCGCCGCCGCCGCGGCUGCCUCUCCGGCUGGCUCUUUCAUCUCAUCGCUCACGGGGGAUACAGAGAGCCUUCAGCCUUCUCUUUCGUCGGGCUUCCAGAUUACAAACCUCUCGCAAGUCUCCUCCGCCGGCCGGCCGCCGCUCUCCACGUCGUCGCUUAAACGGAAGUGCAAUUCCAUGGAUGACGUCACCCUAAAAUGCGGUAGCGCCGGUGGGUCCGCCUCUAGUCGUUGCCACUGUCCCAAGAAACGGAAAUCAAAGUUGAAACGAGUUGUAAGAGUCCCUGCAAUUAGCUUAAAGAUGGCUGAUAUCCCACCAGAUGAAUACUCAUGGAGAAAAUAUGGUCAAAAGCCCAUCAAGGGUUCCCCUCAUCCAAGGGGGUAUUACAAGUGCAGUAGUGUAAGAGGAUGCCCAGCAAGGAAGCAUGUGGAGAGGGCAUUGGAUGAUCCAACGAUGUUGAUUGUAACCUAUGAAGGGGAGCACCACCAUUCUCAUUCCAUCACAGAUCCACCGGCGGCGAUGAUUCUCGAGUCAUCUUAGCCGUCCGAUCGUCACCCGACCGACCACCAUCUCUCCACGCCCAGGAUCACAACAGAUCAGAUCUCUAAACAAAUCACCACCGUCCACGAUUCAGAUGGAAACACUCUGCGGCCCCACUCAAUAAUUUAGAGAGAGAGAGAGGAGGAGGAGGAGUAUAUAUGUUCUCUUUCAUGAUUGAUUAUUCGCCGUUGAAAGCCUUUUGAUUUUGCGUGGAAUGUUUUAGAAGGAACAUGAGAGAGAGAGAGAGAGAGAGAGAGAGAGAGAGAGAGAGAGAGAGAAUUAUGGAUUUGAAAUUUUAGUUGUGCAAGGAUUAGGUAAUUUUUUGUUGUUUGAAGAAAGUGCUAAUGUUUUUAUACCUUUUAAUUACAUAUUACAAUUGAUGUUUAUAAUUUGCUACAACUUGUUUACAAAAAAUUUGACAUU